Molecule: messenger RNA, 1866 nt
Organism: Cavenderia fasciculata
Lineage: Eukaryota; Evosea; Eumycetozoa; Acytosteliales; Cavenderiaceae
Exons: 2
Coding region: 1-1866 (621 amino acids)
Source: RefSeq, a predicted model, not a curated record
AUGCAAAAUGAUGAACAACAAAGAGAAGAAGAAGGAGAUUAUAUCAACAAGAUACCAACUAUACUACUUUUAAAUAUUAUUGAUCAUGUGACUGAUAAUGUAGAUUUAGUUUGUCUAUUGUUAAGUUGUAAAAGAUUAUUCAACUUUACUUCUUCUGCUGCUGUCAACAACAAUUUAUCAUUUAAACAUCUUAAAUAUAUGAAAAUAGAAGAAUCAUCAUCAUCAUCACAUUCAUCAACAGACAACGACAAUAACAUCGAUGCCUAUUACGCUCAGAAAUGUUAUCAUCUAAACUCAUUCAAGAGAAUGUUUAACAACACAUUUUCAGAUACAAUGAUCAUCAAAGAAGAAGAAGAAGAAGAAAACAACAAGAAUAAUAAUAUAGUAAACAACAACAACAAAAACAACAACAUAACAAAAGUAAUAGUAUCAGAGAAAUUGUCAUUAGACAAACUAUCUGCGCUAUCAUUACCACAAUCGACCGUUUCAUUGGAUAUUUAUCGACGAAUCGAUAAACUAUUACCAUCCACCUUCCCACGCCAACUCAACGACUUGACCUUACACUAUGGAACCAAAGAGACGACUAAAAAGGUUGUAUUACAUGAACAAAGAGUCUUUCCAGAUUCAUUAAAGUCGUUAACGUUAAAUACCUCCAAUAUUGGUAUCGAGUUUAGUGACAAGGCACUACCAACAGGUCUUGAAAAGCUUGAAUUGAAAUCUGGCUCUAAAUUUGAUCCACGUCGUCUUGGAUUGGAUAGUCUCACCUCUCUUACUUGUCUAAAGACAGGUGUGGUUGAUGAUGACAAGGGUGCCACCUACUGUGCACUUCCGAAUAGUUUGGAACAACUCGAAAUACGUAUCCCAAAAAUACCAUCACCUACCUACUUUAAUCAACUCGUCCAAUUGGUACAUCUCAACUUGUCGCUGAUCAUUGUAUCCGAGUCUGAUGUACUGUAUCUCGACAGUCUCGUCUCACUAGAGAAAUUGGAACUCAUGGUUAUUCAUGCUGUCGAUGCGCCACAUAUCCGUCUUGCCCCAAAUCUUACGGCAUUGAACCUCGUUUGUAGUAAACCAGCCACCAAUCUGACAACGGAAUUCUUUCCUCCAACUCUGACAUCAUUGGAAAUGGCUUUUAGUGAAAUCGAUUUUCGAAAUGUUUCAUUACCACAAUUGACAUUCUUACUAAUAGAAACCUAUUCAGAUAUUCCACAUGCAUCAUUUAUACCACCAACUGUAAAGACACUUAAAAUCAGAGUCUUUACUUCAGAAACAAUAGCCAAAGGAUUGAAAAUCGAUGGUUCAUUUCCAAACAGUAUAGAGACGUUGGAGUUGUCAAGCUAUCAUGUGACAGGAAUCAACAAACUACCAAACUCUGUUAAAAAACUGGUAUUUUACGAUUUGGUUGUAUCAAAAGACUUGAAAGACACUACUCCUCCUAUUAAUCUUCCAAACAAUUUAGAAGAGUUUACAUGGAGUCAUAAAUAUGGUAGUGAACUACCUCCACUUCUUCAUUUUAUCUAUCCUCCCAAUAUAAAAUAUAUUGAUUAUAGUCAACUCCAACAACAACACACCUCCCAACAAACCAUUCCACCAACAGUCAAUGAAUUCAAAUAUUUAGUUUCUAAAACAAACUGGAUUGACGAGACAACACAAGUUCAUUCAAUAGGUGAUGAACCUGGUUUAAUAAUACCAUCAACUCUUCAAAAACUAUCAAUCACCAUAAAUGAUCAUGAAGAUGAAAAUGAUUAUUGGAUAUUUCAAUUAAAUCAUCUAAUCAAUCAUUCAAAUGUACAACAACUAAAUAUUAAACAAUUUAAUUUUCAAGUUGAUAUUCGUAGAUUAGAUGCAGAAAAUAGAAAUAAAUAG